UCAUCCAUCAGCGUUCAAAGCGGAGACUAAGCACGACGAGGACGAGCUCAGGUCUUUGAUAAGCACUAAACUGGUUUAUAGCAGACCUAUCCGGCUAAAGUUGUUGUCUUAAACUUGGAAGAUGAUUUUUUGCAAGACCUGGUUUCUUGCACUCCUGCUGCCUUUGUUAUCAGCUCAGUAUCAAGUCAACGGAGUAGCCAUCCCGGAGCAUGGAUAUUGUCAACCGACUUCAAUACCUCUGUGCACGGAUAUACCCUACAACCAUACCAUCAUGCCCAAUUUAAUGGGUCAUACUAAUCAGGAGGACGCAGGACUCGAGGUGCACCAGUUUGACCCCCUGGUUAAGGCAAAGUGCUCGCCGGAGCUGAAAUUAUUCCUGUGUUUCGUGUAUGCGCCUGUAUGUACAAUUUUGGACACGGCCAUCCCUCCCUGCAGGUUCAUCUGUGAGAGAGCCAAACAGGGCUGUGAGGCACUCAUGAACAAGAUUGGCUUCCAGUGGCCGGACCGACUGCACUGCGAGAACUUCCCUGUGUUGGGAGAUGGACAAAUCUGCGUGGGAGAUAAGGAGUCCUCUGCCACCACCACCACCACCACCACCGUCCCACCAAGCACCUAUCCCGGGAACACUGGAAUCCUCCACGGCCUCCACAACAUAUUAACUGAAAUUCAUUCAUUCAUUCAAUCAUUCAUUCAUUAAUUGAAAAGAAGAAGAAGAAGUACAUUUUUACAAACCUCAUGCAUUUUUGAUCUUAUCUUAUCUUAUUUUGUCUUGUUAUCAUCUUAUCUUGUCUUAAUUUAAUUAAUCUGGACGUCAAUUAAGUUAAACUUCAUAUGAGUACAUGAUAUAUAAUACAUUAUAUUAUUAUCAUUAUUAUAUUUGCUUUACUUUCUGUAUUUCGCAUAUCAUUUUUCUGUGGAAUUGUUUUAAAUGCAUUAUUUGUUGUAUUCUGUA
Messenger RNA from Scomber scombrus (Atlantic mackerel), 952 nucleotides. Its product is annotated as frizzled-7-like. The transcript has a single exon. Bases 122 to 697 code for a protein of 191 amino acids. Lineage: Eukaryota; Metazoa; Chordata; Actinopteri; Scombriformes; Scombridae. Gene Ontology annotation, biological process: non-canonical Wnt signaling pathway; canonical Wnt signaling pathway. Gene Ontology annotation, molecular function: Wnt-protein binding; Wnt receptor activity. Gene Ontology annotation, cellular component: plasma membrane. The record is from RefSeq and is a predicted model, not a curated record.